Messenger RNA from Haplochromis burtoni (Burton's mouthbrooder), 3638 nucleotides. It is a transcript of the gene pdlim7, whose product is annotated as PDZ and LIM domain 7. The record is from RefSeq and is a predicted model, not a curated record. Bases 1410 to 2684 code for a protein of 424 amino acids. Gene Ontology annotation, molecular function: actin binding; muscle alpha-actinin binding. The transcript has 11 exons. Gene Ontology annotation, biological process: actin cytoskeleton organization; heart development; muscle structure development. Gene Ontology annotation, cellular component: stress fiber; filamentous actin; adherens junction. Lineage: Eukaryota; Metazoa; Chordata; Actinopteri; Cichliformes; Cichlidae.
GUGUAACUUCUUCAAACCAACUUUUUCCCCACAGAGGAGGUUUGUAUGGGUUAAGCUGGUGCUCCAAACUGUGCAGGCUCAUGCUUCUGGCCAUCUUCCCCGAGCCCCUGCUGCUCUGUAGCUGUGCUAACUACUUUGUCAGAACCGAGAGUUUUGUCUGGUUUUCGUGUCCCGUGUUGUCGCGAGUGGAAACCUGGCUGUCUGCGGCGGUGUUAACCGGGGUACAGCGUUCACAGCGUGGCCUUUAAUUACCGCUGGGAAAUUAGUGUGCUAGACUCAUUGAAGAAACCCGUGUAAGCUCGUAAUUGCGUAGCGUGUUAACCAAAAAUUCCUUGUAUUUGAGCUCUCAUUAAGAGCAACACGAGUUCCUAUAGAACUAAUGCAGCAGCAGCAGCAAUAAUAUAGAAGAUUAUAAAUAGCAACACCAUAAGCAUGGGGAUGAGUGCCACACAUUUAUUGGCUUAAAACGGAUGCUUUUAUUCUCUUGCCUAUCAUACAGGGUGGUGUUUAAUUAAGUGGAGUGCAGUCACAUUAAUGCUGUAACUUCCUCCGCUUUAAUACAGUCUGAGUAAUCAGCUUUCAGUGUGGUGUUUGUCACCAGUGAAAUCUAGCCUCCAUUACCUGCUGCUCCUGCUGCAGGUCUUUCUCUGUCGCCUUAUGCUCCUCUGUAUCAUAGUUCAUUUCCCUGGCUCUGAGAAAAACUAAUUUAAGCUUUGCCAAUAAAGAGUCAGGUUUGUACAGAUCUAGAGGCUGCAUUGACAGUAAAUGAAUGCGAAUGCAAGUCUUUUUUUAUUUUAAGGAUUUCCAUUAACUUUAGCAGAUUUGCAGGUUUUCUUAGUGGGAUUAUUUGGGCUAGGCUGGAUUAAAGGCUAGAUUUUCCUUAUCUGUGAGCACACCACUGUCUCACCAGCCUUUACAGUGUGUGUGAGCGGCUCUGUUGCUUUAAGAGCUUGAUGUUAAAGUAUAAUUGCUGAGGGUUUUUUUUUUUCUUGCUUGUACUAUGUUUCAUGCCCUACAGAAAGAAUGUAGAGGGUUGUGUGCUUUGCUUCAUUUGUGGCCGUCUGCCGUUUCCCAAGUGCAAUGAACUUAGAGGAGGAGAAAAAAAAAUCUCCUGGCCCGUGCCAGAAUCCAUGGGUCGUUGACGUUACCUCUCUCCAUCCUCCUCUGCCCCCCUCCUCCUCCUCCUCUCCCUGUGACUCAUGUGGGUGUUGGGCUGAAAUAGUUUGGUGUAGUUUUACAUUCCUUAUAUAGCCUCUGAGGAGUGAGGAGAGGCUACGGCUUGCCUGUGUCACAGUCAGGAUCGAGGGGGUAGGGUUUGCCAACAGAGAGGGAAUUUGCUUGCUCCAGCUUACUGACUCUUUAGCUUUCUCCCAGGUUUGGGCUACCAGCUGACCUUUGAGGACAAGGGUAUGAAUACGUACUCUGUAACCCUCAGCGGCUCGCCGCCUUGGGGCUUCAGGCUGCAGGGUGGCAAGGACUUCAACAUGCCUCUCACCGUGUCAAGGCUGACGCCGGGUGGAAAGGCAGCUCAGGCUGCCAUCGAUGUUGGAGACUGGGUGGUGGCGAUCGGUGACGCCAACGCAGAGGAGAUGACCCACGUGGAGGCACAAAACAAGAUCAGAGAAGCGUCAGGCUCCCUCACCCUCACCCUCAGCAGACCCUCCAAAGCGGGUGGAGACCAGAAGGACUCGCUUGCUACAGCUUCUGUUCCGCCAAAGUACUCCUUUGCCCCGAGCACGACCAUUAACAAGAUGGCGAGGCCAUUUGCAGCAGGUGGUGCUAGUGCCAACUCAGGACCUGCUAUUAAACCUGUGGCCUACUCUCCUAAACUCAACACCCCGCGCUCACAGGGGCAUGCCAGUACACCCCAGCCACAGAAUGGCCUUGAGCCAACUCCCUCACCUGCCAAGGCCCAAGCAGCAAAUAAACCAGAUGAAUCGACAAGUGCCGCCGCCGCACCAGAGAGUUCUGCUCCUUCCUGCCGACCGCCGUGGGUCUCGGACCCCAAUUUUGCCGACCGCUUUCACCCAGACAAGGUCAGCACCGUCGUGACCCAGCACCAGAAGCCAGCCCAGCCCACGCCUAUGCAGAGCCGCAGUUCCAUCCUGCAGGCUGCACAGCAGGCGCCGGAAGACAGCGGGAGGACCCCCAUAUGUGGUGCCUGCAACAAAAUCAUCAGGGGACGGUACCUGGUGGCACUGGGACGGUCUUGGCACCCGGAAGAGUUUACAUGCUCACAGUGUAAGGCGGUCCUGGAGGAGGGGGGCUUCUUUGAAGAAAGGGGAGCCGUCUAUUGUACCAAGUGCCACGAUAACCGAUACGCUCCGAACUGUGCCAAGUGCAAAAAGAAGAUCAUAGGGGAAAUCAUGCAUGCACUGAAGAUGACUUACCAUGUUCAGUGUUUCAAGUGUGCAGCCUGCAAGAAUCCUAUCAGGAAUCAAGCCUUUUACAUGGAGGAGGGUGAACCCUACUGUGAGAGAGACUAUGAGAAGAUGUUUGGCACCAAAUGCCAUGGCUGUGACUUCAAGAUUGAUGCCGGGGAUCGGUUUCUGGAGGCCUUGGGCUACAGCUGGCACGAUACGUGCUUCGUCUGUGCUCUCUGCCAAAUCAACCUGGAGGGGAAGACGUUCUACUCGAAGAAGGAUAAGCCCCUGUGCAAAGGCCAUGCUUUUGCUCCAGUGUGAGAGAGCGAGGCGCAUCUUCAGAAGAAGGAGCACUGCUCUCUCCCUUCUCUUUACCCCCUGACACUUCCGUAGACGCACCACAUCCCUUCUUGCCACACACCUUGUUAAACUAAGUCCUUUCUCUCUGUGCUGCAGACUUUUUGUUCUUGAGGCUUAAUGCUGGCUGCACGUACCGUCACUUUACUCUGCUGUUAGGAGACUUCUGAUGGCACUGCCUCUAAUGCCAAAUGCUGUGUUGCAUAACUGGAAGGAGUCGAGGAAUUAUGUCACGCCAUCGGUAACUUUUUGACUUCCAAGUUGUUUUUAGGUCAUGAAAAAAAUGUCACCGCAGGUCACGUCGAUUUGUAGUUGUUAGCGGAGUAAUCUCCCGCCUCUGUUCUCCUCGUCCUUGUUAAUUCAAGUCACCAACUUGAAGGAGUCAUUGAGCCUCUAAUAAUCUCUCAUAUUGCAGUAAUGAUCAAGCAAUUCUCUUGCACUAAGUGUAGUGAAGUUCUGGCCCCAUACAGGACCCCAGCCCACUCAUCGGCUCUCACUGCAGCGCCCUUUAAUGUAAUGGGGGGCCAGUCAAGCAGAAAAGGAGGUGUCCAUUUCUGCUUGACUGGAUCUCCUCCACAGAAUCACUAACUACUUAUUACUUUGACUCUGGCAAGUCAGAGCGCAUACUCCAGCUUGAAGAGUCAUUUAGAAUGAUGUAGUAAUUAACCCAUUUUUAAUCGUCAUACACGCGGGUGAUGGAGAUUGAUUUUUAACUUUCCCUUUGAUUUGACGUUUUUUUUUCUUUUUUUUUUUAAAUGAGACAAAGUAAGUCUUUAAGUGUUCCCCAUGUCACUGUGAUAUUCUUCCUUAGAGUACUUUCAAGUCACUGAAUCUGUAUUUAUAUUGCUUCAAAAGUGGCCUGUAAGUGUUGUUUUUAUUGCAGCUGAAAGUUUCAAAUAAAAUUAUUUAGUAAUUCCA